AUGCCGAAGCCCGCGUCCCCCGACGCCGGCGCCAUCGUCUUCUUCCAUCCCGACCUCGGCAUCGGCGGCGCCGAGCGUCUCGUCGUCGACGCCGCCGUCGGCCUGCAGAGGCGCGGUCACCGCGUCGUCAUCUUCACCAACCACUGCGACGCGAGCCACUGCUUCGACGAGUGUCGUGAUGGAACCCUCGACGUCCGCGUCCGCGGCGACUGGCUCGUCCCGCCCUCGCUCCUCUCCCGCUUCGCCAUCCUCUGCGCCGUCCUCCGCCACCUCCACCUCCUCGUCGCCGUCACCCUCACCCGCGAGCUCGCCGCCCUCCGGCCCCGCGCCUUCUUCGUCGACCAGCUCUCGGCCGGCCUGCCCCUGCUGCGCUACCUCCACGACGACGUCCCCGUCUUCUUCUACUGCCACUUCCCCGACCUGCUGCUCGUCCGCGGCCGCGACGCCAACCCUCUGAAGCGCCUCUACCGCCUGCCCUUUGACCGGCUCGAGGAGUGGACCAUGGCCUUUGCCCACUCCGUCGCCGUCAACUCCGAGUUUACGAAGCGCGUCGUCGACGAGACGUGGCCCGCGCUGAAGAAGCACGUCGAGAUCAAGGUUGUCUAUCCUUGCGUCGACACCGGCGACGCCGGAGCCCCCCAGGACGCAGUCGAGCUGGCCGACGAGGAGCUCGAGAGGCUCGUCGGCCCGGCGAGGAUCAUCCUCAGCAUCAACCGCUUCGAGCGCAAAAAGGACGUCGGCCUCGCCAUCAAGGCCUUUGCCGCCAUCCCCGCGCCCCACCGCGAGGGCGUGCGCCUUGUCCUCGCCGGCGGCUACGACCCCCGCGUGUCCGAAAACGUCGAGUACCACGCCGAGCUGCAAGCCCUCGCCGCGAGCCUCUCCCUCACCCACCACACGGCCGGCUCGGACCCCGACGUCGCCUCUGACGUGCUCUUCCUGCUUUCCGUCCCCAACGCCGUCAAGGACGCCCUGCUCCGCUCCGCCGCCCUCCUCGUCUACACGCCGGCCAACGAGCACUUUGGCAUCGUGCCCCUCGAGGCCAUGCUCGCCCGCCGCCCCGUCCUCGCCACCAACACCGGCGGGCCCGUCGAGACGAUCCGCGACUCCGUCACCGGCUGGCUGCGCGAUCCCGACGAUGUCGCCGCCUGGUCCGACGUCAUGCGUCGGGCUCUCGCCUUGACGCCGGCCCAGCUGGCCGACAUGGGUGCCGCCGGAGCCCAUCGCGUCACGACCCUGUUUGGGAGAGACCGCAUGUCGGAGCGCCUCGAUGCCAUCGUCGACGAGAUGGUCGCCAUGAAGCGCCCUCCCCUCUUCAUCAACAGCCUCGUCAACCUCGUCCUCUUGGCCCUGUGCUUCUGCCUCGGCCUGGCAUUUGCGUCCGUGUAUAAACGCCUCCGACGCUGA
Messenger RNA from Drechmeria coniospora, 1404 nucleotides. RefSeq lists its product as uncharacterized. Gene Ontology annotation, molecular function: GDP-Man:Man(1)GlcNAc(2)-PP-Dol alpha-1,3-mannosyltransferase activity; alpha-1,3-mannosyltransferase activity. Bases 1 to 1404 code for a protein of 467 amino acids. The transcript has 3 exons. The record is from RefSeq and is a predicted model, not a curated record. Lineage: Eukaryota; Fungi; Ascomycota; Sordariomycetes; Hypocreales; Ophiocordycipitaceae.